CGACCCCCGAGGACUCGUGGCCGAGCCGGCGCCUCGCGUGGCCGUGGGCUGGGGCCAUGGAGGCCUUCACCCGCUUCACCAACCAGACCCAGGGCCGGGACCGGCUCUUCAGAGCCACUCAGUACACAUGCAUGUUGCUUAGAUAUUUGUUAGAGCCCAAAGCUGACAAAGAGGAGCUGGUAAUGAAGCUCAAGAAACUGGAGUCCAGUGUGAGCACUGGCCGCAGAUGGUUCAGACUAGGCAAUGUGGUUCACGCUAUGCAGGCCACUCAGCAGAGCAUUCACGCCACGGACCUGGUGCCCCGCUUGUGCCUAACGCUCGCCAACCUGAACCGUGUGGUGUAUUUUGUCUGUGACACCGUCCUCUGGGUGAGGAGUGUAGGGCUCGCCUCCGGCAUUAACAAAGAGAGAUGGCGAAUGUGGGCCGCACGCCAUUACUACUAUUCUCUCCUGCUGAGCCUGGUCAGGGAUCUGUAUGAAAUCUCCCUGCAGAUGAAACAGGUCGCACAGGACAGGGCAGCGAGGGAGAAGUCGUCAUCCCAGGAUCCUCUGGGGUACAGCGUGGCUGACGAGGAAACAGAAUGGCUCCAGUCCUUUCUGCUGCUCUUGUUCCGAUCUCUGAGGAAGCACCCCCCCUUGCUCCUGGACACGGUGAAGAACCUCUGUGACAUCCUGAAUCCUCUGGAUCAGUUGGGGAUCUAUAAGUCCAACCCCGGCAUCAUUGGGCUUGGAGGUCUCGUGUCCUCUGUAGCAGGCAUCAUCACUGUGGCCUGGCCUGACCUGAGGCUGAAGACUCACACCUCUUAGUGGAGCGGGCAUUUGCGUCGGGCACAGACGUGUUCACUGUGCCGAAGACUUGUUCACGAGAGCAGUUAGUGUCCUGGCAUGUGCGCAGAGGUCGCGCCAAGGAUGGAGAAAGGAGAACAUGAAGAUUUAUAUAUGGUUUUUGGAGUGCUGGGAUGACUGAAUUUCUGAGGUUUUCCCUUCAUCUGACAUUCACUGGGCCUCUCUUAGGCACAUAGUAGGAACUUAGUAAUUGCUGAAUGAAUAAAAAUUGAAAGAAAAAAAAUGUAAAGGCCCAAACUAACAAGUAAAUACUAAUCAGUAACUUGUGGGCUAUGAGCCUCACUGCUUUUGCACCACUACAGCAGGUCUGAUUCCCAGCCCUCGGCUCCAGUCGAGGCCCCUUCCAUAGAGGCCAUGCCAGGGUGGGGGGAGCUGGGCUUAUAGCCUCUUAAAUUGCUCGCCUUGACGUCACUGACUCCUGUUUUUCCUCUGUCCGGAAGUAGAAUCAGAAACGCACCAGGCACCUUAAAGGUAUGAAUUGUGUCUUUAGGUAGUGCAGUGAGUAAGCAAAAGAAUCAGAAGCAGGUAGAAAGCAGGAGGUUAAUAAGAAUGUGGAAGGUCACAAUGGAUACCUGUAGGUAGCCUGUGACAG
Molossus molossus (Pallas's mastiff bat) is the source of this 1437-nucleotide messenger RNA. It is a transcript of the gene PEX11A, whose product is annotated as peroxisomal biogenesis factor 11 alpha. Gene Ontology annotation, cellular component: peroxisomal membrane. The coding region runs from base 57 to 806 and encodes 249 amino acids. The record is from RefSeq and is a predicted model, not a curated record. Gene Ontology annotation, biological process: regulation of peroxisome size; peroxisome fission. The transcript has 3 exons. NCBI's taxonomy places the organism in Eukaryota, Metazoa, Chordata, Mammalia, Chiroptera, Molossidae.